ACCUAAUCUCCGACAACAACCAACGGAACAAGAACACACAAACAUCAAACGAUCAAUGUGGAUUACGAGGUUGAAGAGAGUCAGGAGAACGAUACUGGUUCUCGCCAUUGCCAAUUUGGCCGUCAUUGUCUCCGGCUGUGUUCUGACUCUCGUUUCCAACUCAAACUGCGACAGCCCCGCUCAACUAUUCCCCCUCUAUGCCGUCUGUUUAGCCGCAUGCGUCAAACUAGCCUCCAUGGUUAAGGUCGCCACUACACAGGAACUCAUGGCUAUCACCAUUAUGGAUUCUCCUACUCAGAUCAGCCUCGAUAGAAAGAUGAAGUAUAAGACAUGGCUUUGGUGGACUCGGUUUGCAAUGGUAAUAACUCUACUGCAGUUUCUUGGUGCAACUUACCUUAUGUUCCGUGUCUCCACAUUCGUUUCCCCUGAUGGCAUGCCAAGACAUUGCGUUUUAGGGCUAUCUCCAGAGACUCGUGGGUGGAAGCAAAGGCUGCAGGCUUCCUUCUUGAUCACAGUUUGCGUCGUUGCGUUGGCUCAAUGCUUCACGGGAUCAGAUAUAUUGCAAUGGCGGUCUUUCUACGCAACUCAAGAUGAUGCAUGGAAAGCUCAUUACCAGGAGGUGUUUGACCAUGGGAUUCGUGAAGUUUUGUGCUGUCUUGGACGCCGUGAAUAUAUGGGUGUUAUCGAGGAAGAUGAAGUGUGUUCAGUUGCAAGACUUUUGGGUGAUCUUGUUUCAUAUAGAGCAUCAGGCACUGGCCAUUUGGAGUUUUUGGCAGGCCUUGCUCUGUUGCAGAACAAUAGCCAGUUUCCUGAAUCAUACGAUGAGGACUGUAUGGAAGCUCCAGCGUUUCAUCUUCAGGAGGCUGCUACGUUUCAUAAAUUUGCAGAAGCUGCAUAUACUGGGCCACUGCUUGAUGUUGGGAGAAACCCUGCCUUGUUUUUAUGCACAUGGGUCUGUAGGCAAGGGAUCUUAACACCUUGGAGCCGUAAAUGGAGGCCUAAACUUGAUGGUGAUAAUUGGUGGAGAGGUCAUGCAGCUGCCUUCCUUAAGUUUAUAGAUUUUCCUGCUCAUGUUCUUCGCCGAGGUCGAAUCUGUAGUGAGAAGUGUAAAGCAACAUACUUCGUUGUAGUCUUACAUUAUCUAAGAUGUGUUGUAAUUGCUGUUAGAGGAACUGAGACGGCUGAAGACCUCAUAACUGAUGGUUUAGGUCGUGCUUGUUCACUAACUCCUGAAGACUUGGACGGCCUAGCAAAUCGCAUUCGUGUUAUGGAUUCUUCUCGUACACACUACGGGCAUUCGGGAAUAGUAGAAGCUGCGAGAGAUCUAUUUACGCAAAUAGAAGGAGACCCUGGAGAGUCAGGAUCUAGUGGCUUCCUGUCCUCGUUGAUUGGUGAUGGAGGCGAGUGUGCUGGCUACAGCAUUCGCAUCGUUGGGCACUCCUUAGGAGGUGCUAUUGCCUCCUUAUUAGGAAUUAGACUUCGUUGCAGAUUCCCUGACCUAUAUGUAUAUGCCUACGGUCCCCUCCCAUGUGUAGAUCAAGAUGUGGCAGAGGCAUGUUCUGAAUUUGUUACAAGCAUUGUACUCGAUAAUGAAUUCUCAUCACGCCUUUCGUAUGGAUCAAUCCGCCGACUACAAGUAGCAGCAAUCAAAGUCCUGUCUCAAGACCCUAAAGCUGACACAGCACUCAUUUUCAGACUCGCACGCCGGUUCUUGUCUGCUAGCAAACGGCACAGACAAAAUGAUGUCCAAGAACAAACUACAGGAGAAGCUAUACCAUCAAUAGUAGUUGUUGACGAUUCACAAGAAGAAGCAGUAGCAGAAAUGAGGCAACAUGAUGAGGAAUUCAUUAAUCCGUUCCACGAGACGGCGGUCUCAACAGAUAGUCCUGUCUCUCAGUUUAUAGGAACAGUUCAAACAAGAGUAGAUGAUGUUGAUGAUGAAGCUCCGGAGAUGUUCUUGCCUGGUUUAGUCAUCCAUAUUGUACACGAAGGAAACAACAUGAGCGUGCCUAUAUGGCGAGGGUGGCCGAUAUGUGAUGUGCCAGAUGGUUACAAAGCUUAUGUUGCAAACAGAGAGAGCUUCAAAGAAAUUAUGGUUUCUCCAUCAAUGUUCCUUGAUCAUCUUCCCUGGAGAUGCAGACACGCAAUGCAGAAGGUUUUAGAAUCUCGCAAUCUCUACUGCGACCUGACUAGUGAUCUGACAUAGUAUGACACAAGACAUGAAAGAUGUUUCGAUUAAAUAACAGCAGAAUGUGCAUAUAUGUUUUCCUAACCAAACAUUCAAACAACAUUACUGAAUGAACAAUGUCAUUUACCUUCAUAAUGGAAUUAGUUAUUUCUAUUUUUGGCAAAGGCCACUAAAAUAAAAUGGUUAAUAUUUAGAUGGUACGUGAAGUGAUUUAACACUUGACUGGUUAGGACAGUUUGCAGUAAUAGAUUCCUUUAGUAUUGUCGGCUACUAGUCGUUAUUAUAGAAUUAUUUUAAAAUUUAGGUUUUUUAGUUACUUGUGCAGCAAGAAGCUUUGAAAUAAUUAUAGCUUUGAUUUAGAAUCAAAUCCAAGAAGCCUCACUGCAGCUUCCUUGAAGAGCAGACUUGUCUCUUAAUUUCUUAAAGUAAGGCAAAGAUGGAUAACCCUCGAACCAAUUCUGGCUGCUAUGAUACAUUCAAAGUAAUAUUCAAAAAGAAGUUUUGUUUAGACUAUUAAUAUAGAAAUUCAUAUUUGACAAGAUUCUUUUUUCUUGUCAAAACUUCUCAAAUUCGAAAACAGACAAUGUUGGUGACUAUAAAAAGAAAAAGGUAGCAACUCAAGUUGGUUAGGAUGCUCUUGAAAAAUCAUAAUCUUAUAGUGUUAUUGGGGGGAUCGUUUGAGAUAGUUAUUCGUUUUGCACUAUAUUGAAAGUUGAAAGAAGAGAAGCUGCUGGGUAGAUCCAUUGAAGCUGGGGAUUUGGACUAAAGGAGUCUCUUCUCUCCUCUUAAUAACAGAAAGUUAUUUUUGAAUUUCUUUCGACAGUCUUCCAUCGAACUAUUUUAUAUAUUUCAAGAUGGCUGGUCAAGUCUCACGUAUGUUUUCCUUCCGAAAUUAAAAUUGAGAACGAAGUUGAUGGUGUUAAUAUGGUCUAACACGAAAAAUCAGCAAAAGAUGUUUCAUGAAAUAGCUAUUCACUACAUUUUAUGGUUGUUUUACAUCAUUCCAAUGAAACUAUUAUUUGAUUGUAAGAGAAAAAAAAAUAAACAAAACUAAGAUUGUUGAUCUGUCUUAAUUAAUCAAUUUUAAUAUAAUGCAUAUGUUACUUCUCAAUAAUAUAGCAUACGUACUUCUUUUACGAGUAUAAUAAAAUAGUAGUUGAUGAAUAACGAAUCGCAGUAAUGACAAAUUAAACACUAUAAAGUGUAUACAUUCAUCAUGGUGCAAAAAGAAUAUCUUUGACUCGAGCUUUUACGCUGAGUGGAUCGUGGAUUUACUCCGUCCUUAGAUUUGCCUUUUCCCCUUGAUAUUAAAAAGUUAUAUAUCUAAUCUAUUAAAUCCAAGAGUCAAAACAUCUAGUUUGGCAAACAUAUAUAAUAUGGAAAAUCCUUUAAGGACUAGGAGUGGCCACAAGCCGAGUACUUGGUAUUUUCGGUAUACUUAGUACUCGGCUUGGCUUGUACAAGUAUUAAAAUUUUGGACUUGUAUUUGAUUUGUUAAAAACGAGUAUUUAUAAUUUUAAGUACUUGCGAAAAAUUGAUGGACUUGGUAGUUACUUGUCUUGUUUUAUUAAUUGUUACUUGUAAAUUUUUUACAAAUUAUUUGAUAAUUUUUGGUAAAUUAUUUGAUAAUUAGUUGAAAUUUAAAAGUAAAUAAAUUUAUUAUAUAUAAAUAAUAUGUCUUUGUUUUUAUUUUGUCAUUGUUUUUCCUGUUUUUUAGUCAUUCAUAAAUAGAUUAAACUAAAAAAGAAAAAUUCCAAAAUUCUUAUAUAAAUAUAUCAUUUAUGUUUGAUUCACUUAUAAACAUUGAAAUAUAAACGAGUUGUUUUACUAUAAUUUAGGAAAAUGUAUCUUUGUUCAACUAAAAAAUGAAUAAUAAACCAAAUAAUUAAUUUUAUCUUAUGAUUUUGUAUUUGUAUGUAUUUGCAAGUAGUUUAAAUAGACUACUUGAUACACAUCUUGGUCAAAACAAGUAUUCGAUUUUAAAGAUCAAGUACCAGCCAACCAAGUAGUGAACAUAGGCAAGUAACAAGUAAUUGUAGCCACUCAUAAAAUACAUAAAUUUUAAUUAAAUAAUGAAAUAUAUAUUAAGUAUUUAAUAAACCAAAUAUAUAUAACAAAUAACUAAAUAAGUAAAGGAUAACAAGUAAUA
Molecule: messenger RNA, 4337 nt
Organism: Brassica rapa (field mustard)
Lineage: Eukaryota; Viridiplantae; Streptophyta; Magnoliopsida; Brassicales; Brassicaceae
Product: sn1-specific diacylglycerol lipase beta
Biological process (GO): lipid metabolic process
Source: RefSeq, a predicted model, not a curated record